Molecule: messenger RNA, 1408 nt
Organism: Rhododendron vialii
Lineage: Eukaryota; Viridiplantae; Streptophyta; Magnoliopsida; Ericales; Ericaceae
Product: RING-H2 finger protein ATL63-like
Exons: 1
Coding region: 197-1141 (314 amino acids)
Source: RefSeq, a predicted model, not a curated record
GUAACCUAUUGCCUCCGUCGACUUCACGAGACCUUCUCUCUCUCUCUCUCUCUCUCUCUCUCUCUCUCAAGGGUACAUGAGUUCUACCCUCCACAGUAUCCUUGGAUAAAGGAAUUUUCUGUUGACCUUGACAGAGAGAGGGAGAGAGACAGAGAGAGAAGGGGGUAUCAAGUUUUGCUUAGGUAACAAACACGCAAUGUUAGCAGAAUCCAAGGCACCAUUCCCGCGGUACUUGUUAGUCCGUUCCGUUAUCAACGACUUUAUAUAUAUUCAAGUAGUAAACGGUGAACCCCCUGCGCCUGCCCGUGAAGUCAUUCAUACACACACCCCAACUACCAAAAUCUCCCCCACACCUCUCUGUUACUCCAGAAAACAGAGCUCAGACCCAACCCAGAUGACCAAACUCCUUGACACCAUUUUCGCCUACCACGGCGACGCUUUCCUCGCCGGCGUCGUAUGCCUCCUCCUCGUGAUCCUCUUCGUCCUCCUCCUCCACAUGUACGCCAAAUGGUUCCUAGCCCACGCCCGUCGCCGGAGGAGAAGAUCCAUGUCCGUAUCCCACGUCCUGGGCCCGACCCGGUUCCCCAGCAUAAAUUCCUUGACGUUCGACAUUACCGCUUCUCCCACCAAAGGCCUCGAGGCUUCUGCUAUCGCUUCGAUUCCUCUGUUCGUCUACGAUUCUGUUGUCGACCACAAUAACGGAUUAGAAUGCGUGGUUUGUUUGAGUUUAUUUCAGGAUCAGGAAGUGGGACGGAGAUUACCUGACUGCGGGCACGGGUUUCACGUCGAGUGCAUCGAUAUGUGGUUGAGUUCGCACUCGAAUUGUCCGAUUUGUCGGGCGGGGGUCAGGGUUGGGGGAGAGGGUAAGGUUGCUGGCAUCGAUUCGACGCCCAACGGUGUGGCGACCGAGGACUCAGCAUCGGAAGUUGUGGUUGAGGUUGUGAAUCCUUUCGACAAUGGUAGUAAUGGAGUGGAAGUGUUGAGUGAUUCGUCGGCUCGUUUAUCGUCGUCUUCUUUGUCGUCCCAAGUUGCGGCAACGGCUCGUUUGUCGACGUCUACUCGUUUAUCGUCGUCUUCUUUGUCGUCCCAAGUUGCGGCAAUGGGUGGAUCGUUGAAGAAAAUGGUGAGCAGGAAUAUAUGAGGACGGAAAAUUCACCCAUCAUCGUCCGAUUUUCAGGAACCAGAGGAUUGAGGGAAUCGCCUUGGCCACUAACGGUUUGUCUGUCUGAUCCUUAACUUCAAGCCCCCGGAAAUUAGUCGAGGUACGCGCAAUCUAGUCCGGACAUUCGGCUAUGUAAAUGGAGAGGGAAUCAAGUUAUGUUGAUGAAGCUUAGCUAUAUAUGUUUGAUACAGAUGUAAAUAUUUAAGAGAUUUGUUUGAAUUAUUGAUGAAACCUAAUCUUUUGCUA